AUGCUUUUGUCGAAGAAUCUCGCCUGGGCUGCGCUCCCAUCAAUGUUCCACAUUGCACUUGGCCAGCAUGUGGUGAAUCUCGGCGGCGAUGGCUGGACCGUCAGUAGCAAAGAAUUGAACGUGUCGGCCCCUGGGCACCUGCCUUCCCAGGUUCAUUUGGAUCUGUUUGCCGCAGACAUUAUUGAUGACCCAUACCAUGGUCUCAACGAUUUCGACUUGCGUUGGAUUCCCGACAACAACUGGACUUACACAAGUGAGCCACUCAAGGGGUUGGUCGAAAAUGCUCAAUCUUCUUGGCUGGUAUUCAACGGCCUGGACACAUUCACCACAAUUGAGUUUUGCGGCCAUUUCAUUGGUACCACAGAUAAUCAGUUCCGCCAGUAUACCUUUGAAAUCUCCAAAGCCCUCAGCAACUGCAAGGGCGAUCCUACUCUGGCAAUCAACUUUGGCAGUGCUCCCAAGAUUGCCAAUGCCAUCGCCGACGAUCCAAACUCAGAGCAAUGGCCCUAUGGUCCUCAGCAGACCUACGAAUUCCCUAACCGCUGGUACAUCCGGAAAGAACAAUCUGACUUUGGAUGGGACUGGGGCCCGGCGUUUGCUCCAGCUGGCCCAUGGCAAGAUGCUUACCUUGUUCAAUUUGAGCGCGAAGAAAGCGUCUACGUUCUGAACACCGACUUAGACAUUUUCCGCAAGGGACAAAUCAACCAUCUCGCCCCUGACCAAAGCCAGCCUUGGGUGGUGAAUGCGAGCAUUGACUUCCUCGGAUCUCUACCACUCGGGCCCUCCAUGAUCAUUCAGGUGAAAGACAUUGAGACUGGAGAACUCCUUGAAUCGGGCCCUAUCGAGAACGUUGUCUCCAACAGCCAAACUAUCACUGGUAGCGUCACAAUUGAUGCAAAUUCCCCGAAACUUUGGUGGCCAACUGGUCUAGGCAAGCAGAACCUGUAUAAUGUGACUGUUGUAAUUGAGGACAGCAGGAAGCAUGCAAUGGCCAACGUCACGAAGCGCUCUGGAUUUCGAACCAUCUUCCUUAACCGACUUGCUAUCACAGAGGAGCAGCUGGCACAGGGCAUUGCACCCGGCGCGAACUGGCACUUUGAGGUUAAUGGCAAAGAGUUCUAUGCUAAGGGCUCUAACUUUAUUCCUCCGGAUGCAUUCUGGCCGAGAGUUACCGAGGCCAAGAUGCAGCGAUUGUUCACCGCUGUUAAGGCGGGUAACCAGAACAUGCUCCGUGUGUGGGCAUCCGGUGCCUACCUACCCGACUUCAUCUACGACAUAGCUGAUGAAUACGGCGUCCUGCUUUGGAGCGAGUUCCAGUUCAGCGACGCCCUUUACCCCAGCGACGAAAGAUUUCUUGAGAAUGUUGCUGCUGAAGUUGUCUACAACGUAAGGCGUGUUAACCACCACCCAUCGUUGGCCUUGUGGGCUGGCGGCAAUGAACUUGAAAGCUUGGAGUUACCUCUUGUUGAAGACGCAGCUCCUGAUCGCUACACAUUCUAUGUUGGCGAGUACGAGAAGCUGUUCAUAAGUUUGAUUUUACCACUUGUCUAUGAGAACACUAGGUCAAUUUCCUAUAUGCCUAGCAGUACAAACAACGGAUAUCUGUGGGUCAACACGUCCGCUCCAGUUCCCAUGGCUGAGCGCUACAACAAUAUCACGUCCGGCGAAUACUACUCUGAUACAGACCACUACAACUACGAUAGCAGUGUGGCCUUUGACUAUGGAAGCUACCCAGUUGGCCGUUUUGCGAACGAAUUUGGUUACCACAGCAUGCCCAGUCUCCAGACGUGGGAGCAGGCUGUUGAUAAGGACCAGCUGCAUUUCAACAGCAGCACAGUCAUGCUCCGGAAUCAUCACUAUCCUCCAGGUGGCACAGAGACCCGCAACUACAAAAACACAUCCAUGGGCAUGGGUGAGAUGACUAUUGCGGUUGAACGUUAUUAUCCCAUCCCCAACAAGACAAACUCUGUUGCAAACUUCAGUGCGUGGUGCCACGCUACUCAGAUGUUCCAAGCCGAUAUGUACAAAUCAGAAAUCCAGUUCUACCGCCGCGGCAGUGGAAUGCCGGAGCGUCAACUUGGAUCUUUGUACUGGCAGCUCGAGGAUAUCUGGCAGGCCCCUACCUGGGCCGGGAUCGAGUAUGAUGGCCGUUGGAAGGUUCUUCACUACGUCGCUCGCGACAUUUACCAGCCCAUCAUUGUCUCACCUUUCUGGAACUACACCACCGGUCACUUGUCGGUCUAUGUGACUUCUGAUCUCUGGGAGGCCGCUCAUGGCUCGGUGAACCUCACCUGGGUCGAUCUAUCUGGGAAGCCUCUUACUGGUAAUGCGGGCACUUCCAACUCCAAGCAAUUCACCGUUGGUGGUUUAAAUACCACGCAGAUCUAUGCAACGCAGAUCGCAGAUCUGACCCUUGAGGAUAAGAAGAAUGCUGUUCUAAUCCUGUCGCUCGAGGCAACUGGUAUUCUACCUAACUUCGAGGGCUCCCAGAUCACAUUCACCCACCGUAAUCAGGUCUCUGCCGCGUUUCCGAAUCAACUCGCUCUUGUUGACCCCGAAGUUGAGGUUUCUUACGACGAGAAGGGAGGUACUUUUAUCGUGGAAGCCAAGAAAGGUGUCUCACUCUACACUUGGCUGGAUUACCCGUCUGGCGUUGUGGGUUAUUUCGAUGACAAUUUCUUCACAUUGCUUCCCGGGAGAAGAAGAUUGUUCAUUUCACUGCUCAAAAGGAUGACACACAUGGCAAGUGGGUGA
Penicillium maclennaniae is the source of this 2754-nucleotide messenger RNA. RefSeq lists its product as uncharacterized. NCBI's taxonomy places the organism in Eukaryota, Fungi, Ascomycota, Eurotiomycetes, Eurotiales, Aspergillaceae. Bases 1 to 2754 code for a protein of 917 amino acids. The record is from RefSeq and is a predicted model, not a curated record. Gene Ontology annotation, biological process: carbohydrate metabolic process; glycoprotein catabolic process. The transcript has 2 exons. Gene Ontology annotation, molecular function: beta-mannosidase activity.